Molecule: messenger RNA, 2822 nt
Organism: Belonocnema kinseyi
Lineage: Eukaryota; Metazoa; Arthropoda; Insecta; Hymenoptera; Cynipidae
Exons: 9
Coding region: 4-2556 (850 amino acids)
Biological process (GO): proteolysis
Molecular function (GO): serine-type endopeptidase activity
Source: RefSeq, a predicted model, not a curated record
ACGAUGUUGAAGUUAAUUGUUCUUGCUUUCGCGUGCCAUGGUCUGAGUGAGGCUUCACGUAUCGGUUGGAAUUCUAAUGGUUUGUCUAACCGGAUUACUGAUGGAAAAGACGCAACUCCUGGACAAUUUCCUUAUCAAAUUUCUUUGGAAUGGUCCUUUUUUCCAUUGAUAGUUCCAUACAGGCAUUUCUGUGGUGGAUCUGUAUUGAAUGAGAGCUGGGUUUUAACGGCUGGGCAUUGCUUAACUGAAUUACCGAGUAUUGGAAAUAUCAGAGUCAACGCUGGAAAGUUCGGAAUUAAGGAUGAUGGAGACGAUCAACAGAAAAUUAAAAUUUCCAAAAAAAUAGUCCAUGAACAAUACAACGGUGGAGUAGCACCAUUUGACAUCGCUCUUCUGAAACUGCGAACUCCCCUGGUAUUUAACAAACGUGUGGGACCUGUAUCUUUACCAGAGCAAGAUGAAGAAUUCGAAGGAGAAGUAGUUCUUUCUGGAUGGGGAUCAACUUCUAAGGAUCUAACAACUGAAUUGCCAAAAGUGUUGCAAUAUGCUAAAGUCCCUCUUGUUGAUAAUGAUUCUUGCAAUCAAACGCUUCAAGAGGUUGAGUUGGGCGUAGAACUUUUUGAUACUCAAAUCUGCUCUGGGCCGUUGGGAGAUUCGGUAUCUGCUUGCUCUGGAGACUCUGGCGGGCCACUUGUAAAGGAAGUCGACGGAACUCCUGUCCAGGUUGGAAUUGUUUCCUGGGGUGUGCAACCAUGCGGAAAUGGUUCUCCAUCAGUUUACACUAGGGUUGCAUCAUUUGUUGACUGGAUCAACGAAAAAAUGGAAGAAAACUCUUUUUAUAGUAUAGUAAAGCACAGUACAGUUUUAUCGGACUAUAGAUCUGGAAUAGGUGCACUAGAAGGUCUACAUCACGAGGUGCAGCUGCUCUGGGGAAUUGAAAAUCUUAAGUAUGUGGGAACUAAAAUAAGAAGCGAUCCUUCCUGGUGGUUAUGGCAAAGCCUUCUGGAAAUUCGAGGGCGCGAGUUCUCAUGUUUCCAAGCUACGGUGUGUUCUCCGUAUCAAGUGCUAAAAGCGAUUAUCCACGUCUUAGAUCACAAGGGUUACCCUUAUGUAUGCAGGGCCCUUCUCGAUAAUGGUUCACAAGUUCAUUUCUUAACCGUAAGAAUGGCUUCAAAAUUAGGUCUCAGUUUAAACGAAAUCGAAAUCCCACGCGGUGGCGUAAAUCAAAUGAGUUCAAGCAUCAGCAAAAUAACACGUACCACGAUCCAAUCCCGUCUAAAUACCUUUUCCAAGGAUCUAACUUUUCUUAUUACUCCAGAAAUCAAUCCCUUUGCGCCAAGUGAGCCUAUAAAUCGAUCUGAACUCAAAAUUCCAACCAAUCUCCAUCUCGCAGAUCCAGAGUUUUAUAAGCCUGGAGAAAUCGAUGCCUUAAUUGGUGCGGAGAUUUUUCUGCAAUUGUUGUGCAACGGUCAAAUAACUUUAGCUGACAAAGACGCGAUUUUGCAAAAAACUAAAUUGGGCUGGAUAUUGGGCGGAAAAACAUCUCAAUUUAGAUUUCCAAACGCAGCUAGGUGCAAUCUGUCAUUGAAUCUUUUGAACCGUAAUAUUGAAAAAUUUUGGGAAUUAGAACACUGUCCUCAAGCAAGUCGAUUAUCAAAGGAAGAAAUCGCAUGCGAAGCGCAUUUUGAAAAACAUACCUUUCGCGAUAAAAUUACCGGGAAAUAUUGCGUCAAACUUCCAUUUAAGGAAAAUGAACCUGUUCUCGAUAAACUCCGACUGGGCUUUAAAUUACCACCUUUAUCCAAUCGUAUUGUUGGAGGUGAGGAGGCUGCCGAGGGUCAAUUUCCUCAUCAAGUAUCAUUGCAAUGGGGGUACCCACCCUUAAGUAAACUUAGACAUUUCUGCGGUGGAACCAUAAUCUCCGAAUCUUGGAUACUCACCGCUGGCCAUUGUAUUCUGGCCAUUCCAUCAUAUGGUACUUUUGUGGUAAAAGGUGGAAAGCACACCAUCAGUGAAACUGAAGAGACUGAACAGGCUAUUGAAGUGGCCAAAUCCAUAGUUCAUGAGCGUUAUGCAGGUGGUGUUAACCCAUACGAUAUCGCUCUGAUCAAACUUAAGAAACCCUUGACACUGAACGAGAGAGUGAACACUAUCAACCUUCCCAAAGCCAAUGCUGAACACAAUGGCACUGUUAUUUUGUCGGGAUGGGGAUCCACAUCAAAUGUGAAUAACGCAAUCAUGCCUGAUAUUUUGCAAACUGCGGAGUUGCCAGUUGUUGAUUUAAAGACUUGCAGAAAUGCCAUUGAAGAACUUACAGGUCCAUCUCCCUUGGAGGACACAAACAUUUGUACCGGUCCACUAACUGGGGGUCAAUCAGCAUGCAGUGGUGACUCUGGUGGUCCACUAAUUGCUAAGAACGAAGGAGGAGAAUCAGAAGUUGUUGGAGUUGUAUCUUGGGGAAUUGUUCCAUGCGGAAGCAUUGGUGCCCCAUCAGUUUACACAAAAGUUUCGUCUUAUAUUGGAUGGAUACAAUCCGCAAUUGUGCGAAACUCGUGAUUUUAUCACUUUACAAUAAUAAGUUAAUUAUAAUGUGACUGACGAAAAUCUUUUGAUUUGUAUAAAUUAUGUAGUUUGUAAGUUGUGUACAUAAUGAACAAUUGACGAAAAGCUUGCGAUUUGUAUGAGCGGCGAUGGUUAUUCAUCAACAAUUCUUUUAAUUCUAGAUUAAUAAAUACUGUUAUUGAAAUCUGCGUCGUAAUUUUUUUUCUUUCUUCGAACACCUUUAGUUCUCUUUAUUUUUGGUGUUAACUAAGCUAAUUAUU